CUGAGACCUUGUUGCUUGGUAGCUCCAAACAACAAAUUUCCGUGAAAAUUUAGAGGCCUUUGGAAUGUUUUUAUGAGCAAUAAACUUUCGGAUAUUAAGAUGAAUCAGUAUAGAAAUGUUAGCGCGCCAUUGUCGACCUCAACCGGUGGAAAGGCGAAGAGUUCCCCCACUACAAGCUCCACCACCCUGGCAGCAGUGGCCUUCCAGGACCACAUCAUGCGCAACCUGUCCCUGUCCGACCCCCUCAGGGCCAGACGACCCCUGCCGGUCAAAGGUCACCACCAGCGACCCAAACACAUCAGACCCGUAGUGGACACCAGGAGGAGAAGACCCAGCUCGGACACUAAGACCAGGAAAGAAGAGAUAGAAGAGAAGGAGUAUGUGCUGGAUCCUAAACCUCAGCCAUUAUCACUGGCCCAGAAGCUGGGUCUGGUGGAGGCUCCCAAGCAGCCCCUGACUGAGGAGGAGUGGCAGAGUGUGAAGCAUCGCGCCAGUCGCCGUGACGACCAUAUCCAGCCCUGUGUCAUCUGUAAGGAGGAUUUCGGCACCCAGGAACAGGUUCUCCUGUCCUGCUCCCAUGUGUUCCACAAGGCUUGUCUCCAGGCCUUCGAGCGCUUCAGCGGUAAGAAGACGUGCCCGUUGUGCCGCAGGGACCAGUACCAGACUAGGGUGAUCCAUGAGGGCGCCAGACAUCAUCGUGUCAAGUGUGCCACCAGAAUCCAGGCGUGUUGGCGCGGCUAUGUGGUGAGAUGUUGGUACAGAAAACUGCGACAAACUGUUCCACCAAAGGACCCCAAACUCAGACAGAAGUUCUAUGAAGAUAAGUUUCAGUCCAUCACAGACCGGAUAGUCCAGUCCUGUGCGUACAAUAUCGAUGACUUCCUGUCGGAGAUCGACCGCUCCGUGCAGGCUAGUAGGGAUGUGUUCAAGUUUUUUGACGAGAAUUCGUGGAAACCGUUAAGCGAAGAAGAGUGGGAGAAGAUACAACUCAGGGCUGUAGAGAGGGGCGACACAGACUGUCCUAUAUGCAUCAUGCCAUUAACCUCAGAAGGUCAUAGUUCAAAUGAUGGACCAAUCACAUCACAAGAUCAAACACCAAGUACAAGACCAAGCAAAAGAAGUACCCCACAGGUUGUCAAAGGACAAAGGUCAAAGUGUAGCACCCAAGGGUCAAAGGGUGAUGCACAGAAGUCAAAGGUUAAGAGGUCAGAGGGUGAUGUACAUGUACAGAGAAGACCCACAGUACUUCUGUCGUGCUCGCAUGUGUUCCACAGGACUUGUCUGGAAGCAUUUGAGGAGUUUGCAGUAGGGGAGGGGAAGUUUGUGUGCCCUGUGUGUAGGUCUAGCUACCAGAAGAGAAUAACAUGAUGUGUAUGGUCAAUAAUACAUAUUAGGGUAUAUCUCUCAACUUCUGAUUAAAAAGAGUAUCUUCCACUAUAUACAAGACGUCUUACAAUACACAUGUAUACAUAUGAUGGUUGUUAUAGUUCGACACUCAACACUUGUUAUUAAUGGCUAUCUGUGGCUAUAUUAAUGACAAAUAGCCUUUGAAUCACAUGAUACCAUAAGUCUUUUAUAGAUUGCAAUGAAAUUUUCCUGAGAAAAAAAUGUGUUGACUUUUAUUGCGUAUAAAUGAUCUUGAACACUAAAAGUUGGUAUAACCAAUAAAAAUUACAGACACAUUAUUUAUAGAUUUUUGCAUCUACGAGAAGACAAAAAGUUCUAUGCAAUUACAGUAUUGGAACCUUCCUUGAGACAGACAUCUCUGUCAACCAACCCUACUUUGGUAUGCUGCGCGUCUUCAGUCGUUACAGCUGUAAAAGUUACUUUAAAAGGGGAAAUAUUCACAAGGAUUUAAUUUUGUGGUAAGUGGUUGCAAUUGUUUUAAUUUCACAGUUGAAAUAAGGGGCAGGUGGACAGGAGACAGAACAAAAUACUCUCCAAGUAGAGGUUAGGCUGCAAAACGUGAAGAAAACAGACGUACAAAAUAGAAAGCCCUAAAAAAAGGCAGAAAACAGCCAGAGCCAACCUCCGCUUUGAGAGUAAGAAUAAAAUUGUUUUUAGUGGUUUUACCUUUUCACCACAAAAACAUGCUCACAUAAUCCCAGCAACAACAUUUCCCCAUUUAUAGUUGGUUGGUAAAGCCAAGGAGGUUAUCUAAGCUAAAUCUCAAUUGCUUGUCAUUUAGUCAAAAA
Messenger RNA from Branchiostoma floridae (Florida lancelet), 2195 nucleotides. Its product is annotated as RING finger protein 32-like. Bases 73 to 1368 code for a protein of 431 amino acids. Lineage: Eukaryota; Metazoa; Chordata; Leptocardii; Amphioxiformes; Branchiostomatidae. Gene Ontology annotation, molecular function: protein binding. The record is from RefSeq and is a predicted model, not a curated record. The transcript has 7 exons.